AUGUAUAUGUUCACAUACCCAGACCAGAGCCUCCUCCACGCCUGUGGGGAGAGCGGCAGAGUCACCUCUGCCCUAGGAUGGACGCGUGGCCUCGGAACCACGGCCAUCCGCGCCGGGACCAGGCCUGCGGAGAGCCGGAGCGGCCCCACGGAGGACCAGGUGGAGAUCCUGGAGUACAACUUCAACAAGGUCAACAAGCACCCAGACCCCACCACGCUGGGCCUCAUCGCGGCCGGAGCCGGCCUUUCGGAGGAGGAGACCCAGAAAUGGUUUAAGGAGCAUCUGGCCCAGUGGCGGCGGUCUGCAGACCUGCCCUCGGAGUGUAGAUCUGUCACCGACUAGGGAGAUGG
Molecule: messenger RNA, 350 nt
Organism: Dipodomys ordii (Ord's kangaroo rat)
Lineage: Eukaryota; Metazoa; Chordata; Mammalia; Rodentia; Heteromyidae
Gene: Hopx
Product: HOP homeobox
Exons: 2
Coding region: 1-342 (113 amino acids)
Biological process (GO): cell differentiation; regulation of transcription by RNA polymerase II
Cellular component (GO): nucleus
Molecular function (GO): DNA binding
Source: RefSeq, a predicted model, not a curated record